CUGACGAGCAAGAGCUGAGAAUAGGGUUGUGCGAUAAUUAAUCAUCAUCUAUUGAUAAGAGAUAAGUGCGAGAGAUUAAAGCAGACGUGAGUAGUGAGGUGGUUCAAAGCACAAAGAGGAACGUAGAGAAAGGAUGGAAAAAAAAGAGUGAAUGGUGAUGAUGGUAGUCGAGAAAGGAUUGAAGAGGGGACAAGGGACAGAGAGAGAAAGAGAGAGAAAGAGAGAGUGAUAAAGAUAGAUAGAAAAAGAAGAGAAGAAGAUAAAGCUCAAGAAUCGGCAAGGACUCUGUCGCGACUGCGCGUAUCAAGGGUUCUAAAAUGUGAGUAGUAGUAGUAGAGUAGUAGUAGUAGUAGUAGAAGUAGUAGUAGUAGUGGGGAUUGAAGAGGAGCUGGAAUGGUGGGGGUCGAUGCGAAGGCGCGAACGGAGGAGAGACGAGCAAACGCGGUAUUCGUUGCUCUCGGCAGAGCGCGAUCGCUCAGUCGGGAUGAAGGUCGCGCACCCUCUUCUUCUACGGCGCCGAUGAACAGUGAAGAACGUGCUAGGACAGCGGUUCGCGAUGAAUGGUGAACGUAGCGUGAAACGUGUUACGGGAAUGAAAGAUUCUCUCGGCUGUCUUCGUAUCCUUACGAUUACUUUCCUGAUAGUGGUGGCGAUUGGACGCGCAAGAACCGAUAAUUCUUCCUUAAAUUCCGGCAAUCAAAUUAUCACGCUUCUCUCGAGAUUGCCGAGUGUUCUGCGAAGCUCUAGUGUAGUGCCGAUAGCGAAGCCACGCUGCCAGAGGCCACUUUACGCUCACCGGAAGUCGAAGAGACACGUAGAAGAAGUACCGACCUUCAACAAUUCGAUCUCAAAUGUGACGGUUGCAGUGGGGCGAGAGGCUGUACUUACCUGUGUUGUCUCGAAUCUAUCUGGUUUCAAGGUCGCCUGGUUGAGAGUCGAUACACAGACUAUUCUGACGAUAGCUAAUCACGUGAUAACGAAAAAUGAUAGAAUCAAAGUAACGCACAGCGAGCAUAAGAUGUGGUAUUUACAUAUACGAGAUGUCAAUCCAAGCGACCAGGGAUAUUACAUGUGUCAAAUAAACACCGAACCUAUGAAAAGUCAAACUGGCUUUUUGGAAGUUGUAGUUCCUCCAGACAUUCUCGACAAUUCGACAAGUACAGACAUGGUCGUUAAAGAAGGCAGUAACGUGACAUUGCGCUGUGCAGCAAGAGGAUCACCACAACCGAACAUCACUUGGAAGCGUGAGGAUGGAGAACUUAUAUCUCUUGGAGAUGGCCAAGGAGUUAGUAGCAUCGAAGGAUCGAUCUUCAACAUCAUGAAAGUGAACCGGUUACAGAUGGGAGCGUACCUUUGUAUCGCUUCAAACAGCGUUCCACCUACCGUCAGCAAGAGAAUUAUGCUUAUAGUACACUUUCCUCCUAUGAUCUGGAUCCAGAAUCAAUUGGUAGGAGUGCAAGAGGGACAGCAAAUGACGUUGGAGUGUAAUUCGGAGGCUUUCCCGAAAUCGAUCAACUAUUGGACAAGAGGAAAUAAUCAAAUUAUACCAAAUGGGGAGAAGUACGAGCCGACCUUCUCGGACAAUACGUAUAAAGUGCACAUGAAGCUCACCAUACGUUCCGUUACCAUGUCAGACUACGGCAUUUACAAAUGCAUAUCGAAAAAUUCACUUGGUGAAACGGAUGGCAGUAUAUCGCUUUACCAUAUUCCAACCACCACGACGCAAGUCAAGACCACGACCACGACACCAAUGCCCACGAUAGAUAAAGUCGAAAAUAUGCAAAGGACUCGACAAAAGAUGCUGCCGAGCUUAGAACCGAACUUAAAUGAAAUAACAGACGCGUCUUUGUCUACUAUAAUUAGAAACGAAAAUAUACGAACUGAUGGACGACAUAACAACAACGAUUAUAUUAAUGCUGAGAAUAAAAUUGACAAGAAUGUUCAACGAAAAAAUCCAUUGAACAAGGAUGUGAAUGCUCAUAAAUUUUAUAACACGUCUCGAUCAAUAUCUUCGAGAGGAGAUAGGCUAUAUGCUUUUUUACAACACAAUAUAAUCAUCUACACAAUUCUAUUAUCUAUUCUUUCGUAGUCGGUCUUUAGAUAUUUUGUGUCCACAAAAUACGAAGACGUUUCGAUUAAUUGGACCUCGUCUUUACAUACUGUCAUUCCUUUUCCAUUAGCAAACGGGAUCAAUUUAUCUUAAGUAUAGGUGCGAUCGUCGAUGUCCAUGCUUCCUUUCUACUUGCUUAUAAGAAAAAAAAGAACCAUUCAUGAUAAGUAACCUUUCGUGAAAUUAGAAAUAAAAAUUCUACGUGUCGUGGUUCACGAUUAUAUUUUUUUCAAAUGUACGAUAUAGUAAUUCUAUCGUCACUCUAUAAUUUUUAACAUUGAAAAUCUUGUUUGUUUAGAGACAAUAUAUUGAAACAUUUUUUCAUUAUUUUUUAAUACUGGAUUUGGUUCAACAUUGUUCCUAUUACGACGAAAACGUUAUUGUUAAUUAUAUAUUCAGACGUAAUUUAUAAACAAUUAGAGAAAGAUAUUUGUAUAAAAAGUUAUAUGACAAUCCAGAAAAGUGAAAUUUUAGUAACAACGAAUCUAUUGCACAUGUCAUAUGUUAUUAUUCAAAAUGAUAUCGAAAAGAUAAUAUUAUUUUAUUUCAUUUUACAUUUUAAGUAAUAGAGACAGAUAAAACUGUUGAAUCUCAUAACUAAUCUUGUCUGUAUUAAUGCUUAAUUUUGAUUAAUAUUUUCUUAGAUCAUAUUUUCAAUUAAUCUCGGCCUAAUCUUUCCUAAGAACAGAGAAACCUAUAUUCGGAAUGAGAUAAUCACGAUAUUAAAGCCUAAUCAGUCUAUAACUGCGAUAUUUCAUUAUAAUUGUGAUGCAAUUAUAAGAAAUACAUACGAAGAAUAAUAAGCGAAUAUGAAGUUAGAGAUAAAAAUUCUAUAUGUCGUGUUUCACGAUUAUACUUUUUUAAAUGUAUGGUAUAGUAAUUUCUAUCAUAAUGUUAUAAUUGUUAAUGUCAAAAUGUCAUGUCACGUUUUCUUUUAAUUACAUCACAUAGUGAGAAUUAUGAGGAUGAACUUUGGAAAUAAUGAAAAAAGUAAGAAUUCGGAACGAAUUCAAUCCUCUUUCUAAUUAUCAGCAGCUUCUAUCUUGCCAAGCGAUGGACGGAUAAACUUGUAUGUACAUGUAAAUCUUGUUGGAAAUAGUGUACUUUUAAAGAUGUACACAUACAUAUCUCAUUUAUUUGAGAUAAUCGAUCUGUCGAAUAUUUCUGCGGGAGAAAGUAUGGAGAACUUGUAUAUUUGAAAAUGAUUGUAAUGAUUUGAAUACCGCUGUAAAUAACGAUUACGUGUAUAUAUAUAUAUAUAUAUAUAUAUAUAUAUAUAUAUAUAUAUAUGUUGGUAGAUAUAUAUUAAAAAUCUAUGUCGACGAUGAUACUGAUGUUAAUUAAAUGAAUAUUAAUAAUUUUGUACAUAAAUUACUGAUUCGCGCGUGUGUGGAUAGGAUAAAAUUAUCGAUAAGGGAAGGAACAUUAGCGUGACGUCCUUAGAGUUCCAUUUUUUAAAGCAUAUCUUCGAUUUUUCACGAAGACUAUUGACGUUGAUAGUUUUAUCCUACGAUGUAUGUUCACCUCGUAGAUAGAUUUAACUGUAAAUAUAAGUAUUAAAAGAAAAAAAAAAGAAAACAAAUAAUGUCUCGUAAUAUCGGAAUUUUAUGUAAUCCGAAAUGCAUUUAACAAGUAAAUAUUUGUAAAUAGAUCAAAGCGCCGUAGUAUGUGAUCUUUUUAAGAUUGAUUAUUUCGUCUUUAUGUCGAGCCAUAUCCGUCGUAGCCGACCAUAACCAAACGAAAAAGAACCAGUGAGCUUUAUUAUCGCUUUAUAAUUGUAUAUGGAAAUUUACAUACCGUCAGAUUUUUAAGUAGAUCGAUUAUGAACGCUAACGAGAUGGGACAAAACUUCCGGAGUAAUUUAAAAUAUAUUCAUUAUUCAUUGUACUGUAACUGGAAAUUUUGAGUGAAUGUUGAAGUAUGAAUAAAGAUCGAAUGUUAAAGUUUGAAGGGA
This is a messenger RNA of Vespula vulgaris, 4064 nucleotides long. Its product is annotated as neurotrimin-like. Gene Ontology annotation, cellular component: neuron projection. The coding region runs from base 557 to 2089 and encodes 510 amino acids. The transcript is spliced from 11 exons. The record is from RefSeq and is a predicted model, not a curated record. Lineage: Eukaryota; Metazoa; Arthropoda; Insecta; Hymenoptera; Vespidae.